AUGGCGCGAAAUCAAUCACUAGGAACAAAGUAUGACUGUUUUGAAUUACAGGUGUACUUAGAUAAAAUGUCGACAGAUUGUUCUACUGAUAUUUCAAACACUGCAUGUGUCACCACAGAUAUGUCAAUACAAGAUCUGAAGGAUUCCGAAAAGCUUGGAAUGUCAAUUGCAGAAUCUAAUGAAACCUGUAUCGUCAGUGAUAUAUCUGAUCAUGAUAUAAAUAGGAAAAAUUCGUCGUCAUAUAACACUGCAUGCGCAAGUGACGACAUAAAUGACGUCAUAAACUCAAUGACAGAGAAAGAAAAAGAUAAAAAAGAUAUUCCAAAGUCAGCACAAAUCAAAAGAAAGGGGAAAGUUCUUUUGAAGAAAUUUCUGAUAUUCCUAUUUUCUCACGUAGGUUUGACAUGCUUGGUCAUAGGAUAUUCAAUAUUUGGUGCCAUCAUUUUUCAAAGUUUGGAGCAAGGAAAUGAAAAACAAAGUAGAAUUAUUACUACAAACCUCAGAAAGGAGACAUUAAAUGAUCUUUGGAAUACGACUUAUCUUCUUAAUAUUUUCGAGAAGCCAAAUUGGACGGAAAGGGUGGAAAAUACUUUACGCCUUUUUGAAAAGCAAAUCUACAAAGCUACAAUGCAACUAGGAUGGGAUGGCAGGUCAGACGAGGCCGUGGGUGAGCUGCAAUGGUCCUUUACUGGUUCCUUGUUUUAUUCAGUCUCUGUUAUUACAACAAUAGGUUAUGGCCACAUUACACCUAAAACUACAUGGGGACGAAUUGUCACAAUGAUAUAUGCAUUCUUUGGAAUACCACUUACAUUGUUGUGUCUUGCAAAUAUUGGAUCCCUUCUGGGGAAAGGAUUUCAGAUCUUUUACAAUAGGAUACCAGUUGUUAGAAAUAAACGAGAUUUUGGUAUUGGGAAUGCUUUACCACUUCCAGCAACAACUAUCCAGCAUAAAAAGGUCAUAGGAGAAGACGGGACUAUAACCGAAGAAAAAAAUCUAAUAGUUUACAUUCCAUCUCGUUCUCUGCCGCCGCCACAGCACGUGCCAAUAAUUGUUUGCAGUGUACUUGUUAUAACGUAUACACUGAUAGGAACAUUUCUUUUUCAUUUAUGGGAAACCAGUUGGGGCAUACUACAGUCUGCUUACUUUUGUUUCAUCACCUUAUCAACAAUUGGAUUCGGUGAUGUUGUACCAGGACAUAGUUUAGACUCGUGGCAAAGUCAACCAAAACAGUUUAUCGGUGUGAUUUAUCUGCUAUUUGGAUUAACACUAUUAGCUAUGUGUUUUGAUCUUUUGCAAGAACAGGUGAGAACCUUUGCUAGAUGGUUUGGAGAAUGGCUUGGCAUUGUUGAAGUUGAGGACGACGAAGAGGACGACGAAGAUACAGAACACAAUUUAAAUUAGAUA
Messenger RNA from Mytilus trossulus (common blue mussel), 1404 nucleotides. Its product is annotated as TWiK family of potassium channels protein 18-like. Gene Ontology annotation, cellular component: plasma membrane. Gene Ontology annotation, molecular function: potassium ion leak channel activity; outward rectifier potassium channel activity. The transcript has 3 exons. The record is from RefSeq and is a predicted model, not a curated record. Bases 1 to 1401 code for a protein of 466 amino acids. Gene Ontology annotation, biological process: potassium ion transmembrane transport; stabilization of membrane potential. NCBI's taxonomy places the organism in Eukaryota, Metazoa, Mollusca, Bivalvia, Mytilida, Mytilidae.